GCUAAAAUGGUUUAACCAAAAAACAAAAUAAGAGAAAGUGAAGAUGUCUCCAUCUUGUUUAGUAUUUUUUUUCUCAAACUCAAUCUUUGUUUUAUCUUUAUUUUCUUUGACAAUUCAUGCCCAUCGUUGCACUCAGGAUUUCUUAUUUGAAACCCAUAGUAGAAAUCUAACAUUAUGCAAGAGAUACAAACAUAGGAAUGGAGUUGAAUUUGGAUGGAAAGUCGAAAACACGACGACUAAUAUUCUCAAGCAGGUGUUGGUGGGAGCAAGAUUAGAUAGUAAAACCGGAUGGUUAGCUUGGGGUUUGAACUUAGGACCAGAACCAAGAAUGGUAGGGACUCAAGCACUUAUUGGCAUCAAACAAACAAAUGGUUCAUUUCUUGGUAACACAUACAAUGUCACACAAUAUAUUAAAAUAGGGUGCAAUCUUUUACCAACUCCAAUUGAUUUAAAUGUAAGCAAUUUGAUAUUUGGUCGUCUUGGUCAUAUUCAAUAUCACACCAUAGAAGCCACUAUAUAUCUUCCUCAAACAGUUAAUAUUUCAAGAAUUAAUCAUGUUUGGCAAGUUGGAAAAGUUGCAAUUGGAAUGGAACCAAAAAUUCAUGAAAAAACAAUCAGAAAUUAUGAUAGCACAGAGAUCAUUGAUUUGCAGACUGGCACAUCUAUAAGCAUUAGAUCUGCUAGACGCCAUCAAGCAAGAGUUGUAAGUCAUGGUCUAUAUUUUUUUUCGAAUUUAACUUAUAUACACACGUAACAUUAUAUAUAAAAUAAUGUUACAUUAUUGAUUUUGUAUUUUACCAUGCAUGUGGUAGAGGUUAUACACAUUAUUUUUCAUGAACUUAAUUCCGCUUAUGUGUAAUAGUCUACUAGUAAUCUUUUAGUUGAUCUGAUAGCGCAAAUUUAUUUUAAGCCAUCAAUAAUUUAAUUGUUUUUUUUCAUUGCAUGCAUGUAAUGUCCUUCAAACAGGGUAAAACCUUAUUCAUAUAAGAUAUUGAUAUCAAGCUAAUACAUACAUUAAUAUAUAAACUUUAUUAAGUUACUUAACCAUGAUAUGUGAAUUGAAUUGGUUUUACGUAAGGCGGAUGAUUUAGGAGAUUGUUGUACUUGGCUCCAUUUUAAAAUUGGAUCCUCCUACUUAUCAAUUUGUUGAACUCCUAUACUCAUAAGAACACAAUAUU
This is a messenger RNA of Solanum pennellii, 1178 nucleotides long. RefSeq names its product cytochrome b561 and DOMON domain-containing protein At2g04850-like. Lineage: Eukaryota; Viridiplantae; Streptophyta; Magnoliopsida; Solanales; Solanaceae. The transcript has 2 exons. Bases 44 to 754 code for a protein of 236 amino acids. The record is from RefSeq and is a predicted model, not a curated record.